AAGCUCAGGAGGUGGCUGAAGAAGGGAACGUCCGCCGACGACGUCUUCCAGAAGCUGAAACUGAACCGUGGGGUGGAGUCGAUCGUUGGCAGCCCGAAGCUGGAGACGAUGGCCACGUACGUGCGGGUCUUCAACAAGAAGAACCCCGGACAGGAAACGACUUUGAUGAAGACGAUCACGAACGCCUACGGCGAGGCUGCAGUGGCCAAGGGGCUUGAAGCGGCGGCGAACGUACACAAGACCAAGAGUAACGCGCUGGAGCUGCAGGGUGCGCAGUUCAACCAAUGGAUCGCGAAGGACAUUAAAGUGGACGACGUUUUGCCAAAGGUGUUUCAAGUCGAGUCCAACAGUGCAAGCGCGCUGGAA
Molecule: messenger RNA, 366 nt
Organism: Phytophthora sojae
Lineage: Eukaryota; Oomycota; Peronosporomycetes; Peronosporales; Peronosporaceae
Exons: 1
Source: RefSeq, a predicted model, not a curated record